UCAGCGUCGCGGCGGCGGCAGUGUGUAGCGCGCCUGUGACCUUCUCACCACCGACUGUUUCAGCGGACCACAGAGGACAAGAAUUGGAAGUCUUACUGUAGUUCUCCGCCUUCUACGACAGCGAACUGAACUUCAAGGAUUAUUAAAGACUGAUUAGGUCGGGGCAUGCCACAGAGGGUGCUGCACCAACACUAACGACGUCUAGUGGAGAUGCGGUCGGAACCCGGAGUGAUUCUAGAUGAGGAGGCGAGCACCGGAUGUUGCUGGGACUCAACCGCUGCGAGUCAACCGGACACAGAUACCUCUUCAAUUAGUGACGAGGCGAGUUUGACGGAACCAUUGACAACCAGAAGUCGCAUAUCCGGAUCCGGCAGUAGCGCUGGCCGGAAAAGGAAACCAAUUUUGAACGCGAGGGAGAAGAACAUGAGAAGACUGGAGAGCAACGAACGAGAAAGAAUGAGAAUGCACAGCUUGAAUGACGCCUUCCAGUCAUUGCGAGAGGUAAUUCCUCACGUGAAGAAGGAGCGGCGCCUUUCUAAGAUAGAAACCCUCACACUGGCCAAGAACUACAUCAUGGCUCUGACAAACGUCAUCUGUGACAUGAGGGGGGAGGACAGCCCUUACGAGAAGACCCUCCCAUCUGCCACAUCGCCAUCACCGUCAACCACGCCAGGGGAUGAGAAGAGCUUCUACGACUUUGAGUAGUCCACUUCCCCCUGCACAUCGCAACUCGAGAACAUAGACUUCAACAUUUUAACUAUCUAGUAUAAGUAAAUGAUUCCACAGACUGUUAAGGACUGAUCAUUAUGGAAUCGAAUGGGAAUCAACUAUAGACAAUUGACUAGUUUCAUUGUAGUGAGUUUGUUGCUUAUGCACGAGUAGAGUACAACAGAAGGGGUUAUAAUUUGUGAUAAUUAUUAUAGGUGAUAUAUUUUGUAAUCAUAAACUUUAGAUGAAUUAUGUAGUGAACCCAUAAGAGAAUGGUUGGUAUAAAUUACGUUGUUAUGUUAUCUUGUACAGGAACUCCUAACUCUAACCAUAGUUUUAAGUAUUCAAAAUGGUUUGGUCCAAGGUAAACCGGUGAUUUUAGAAAAUAGUUUCUUGUAAAGAUACAUUAUGGUAAUAUUCUAUCUUACAAAAUGAAUCUAGUCAAAUAUGCGUUAAGUUCAAUUCGUAAAUGUAAAGUGACAUGUAUGUGCCAACAAAUGUGAUUUAACAAUUAAUUAACUAAUACUGUAUAUUAAUGUAUGUUAAUUGUCUUUCGCUUUUUGUACACUUCCAUUUAACUAUA
Molecule: messenger RNA, 1291 nt
Organism: Macrosteles quadrilineatus (aster leafhopper)
Lineage: Eukaryota; Metazoa; Arthropoda; Insecta; Hemiptera; Cicadellidae
Product: protein dimmed-like
Exons: 8
Coding region: 211-705 (164 amino acids)
Molecular function (GO): protein dimerization activity
Source: RefSeq, a predicted model, not a curated record